AUGGAUAGAGCAGCUGACCGAAGACUUUGUGGCCAAUGUCACACAUCGAUCGGUGAUGAGGCUGUGGUGGCAAUGAAUCGCCUCUGGCAUCCGGAUCAUUUCACCUGCACCGCUUGUAAACGCCCUAUCAAGUCAUACCUUGCCAGCCAGGUCCAGAGCCAACAUUCCGCAUUUUGCUCCCAUUUUUCAAUUACUUUUGUGAAUUAG
Messenger RNA from Cooperia oncophora, 207 nucleotides. The record is from the annotation of a GenBank genome assembly. Lineage: Eukaryota; Metazoa; Nematoda; Chromadorea; Rhabditida; Trichostrongylidae.